UCCAUCCAUUUUCAAAACCUUCUCGAUCAUCCUCCUGCUGUCAUUUUAUUCCACCAUCUUCGAGUGACAAUCUUCCCUUUUGCAAAUCCCAACAGUUGUGAAAUUUGGGUAAUGUUUUUCUCAUCCUCGCUUCCAUUUUUUACCUGCAUUUGGCAAUUGCAUCGGCAUCUCACACAUGAUGGGGCUAAAGGAUUAACCCCCUAUUCCUACAAAGAGAGGGGAAAAGUCUGUGCGAAUCACUCACAACAACGCAUUCAAUUCCUUUGUAACUUUCUCCACCUGUCUUCCUUUUGUCCAGUCGAUCGCGGUGAUAUUACGCUUCUUCUCAAUCUUAUCCUAGUACCCUCUUCAAUUUGCUUUUAAUCUGUUUGUUCCUUUUUAACCACCAAGUUCGAUUUGAUGUUCCCGCUCCUUGACACCCAUUAGUUCAAAGUAUCGGACCACAUGUCCUUUCAUUCAGACGCCCCACCAUUUAUGUUCACAAAAAAAGAACACCCAUUUACGAAAAGGUGAAUAGCCCACUUGAAAAUAUCCAAAAAUUAGUGCUUUGCCAUUCGUUUGAUUUUCAGAAACCAGGCAGGAGCUACAGAAAAUCUACAGCGAUAACUAUCGUUACUGAGAAUAGUUCUUGUUCUUUCUUCCAUAAGCAAACAGAAAAGAAGUUUUAAAUGGCUCAAGAUACGUCUCCUAGCAUUGAAUCACCUCGGAAGCGUUCUGGCCUUUUGCGAGAUCAAGUUCAGUUAGUUAAGAAGAAGGACUCAAAUCGAUAUGAGAUCCUUCCGAUUCAGGAUCCUCUUUCAUUUGAGAAAGGUUUUUUCAUUGUAAUACGUGCGUGCCAGUUGUUGUCUCAAAAGAACGAUGGGAUAAUUCUAGUAGGAGUGGCAGGGCCCUCUGGAGCUGGGAAGACUGUAUUUACUGAGAAGGUGCUUAACUUUAUUCCCAGCAUUGCUGUUAUCACGAUGGAUAACUACAAUGAUUCCAGUCGUAUCAUCGAUGGCAAUUUUGAUGACCCACGUCUAACGGAUUAUGAUACAUUGCUGGAAAAUAUUAAUGGUUUAAGAGAAGGAAAAUCUGUCCAAGUUCCUAUUUAUGACUUCAAGACAAGUAGUCGCGUGGGCUACAGGAUUCUUGAAGUUCCCGAGUCACGGAUUGUCAUUAUUGAGGGCAUCUAUGCUUUAAGUGAAAAAUUACGUCCGUUGUUAGAUCUUCGUGUAUCGGUCACUGGUGGUGUUCAUUUUGACUUAGUGAAAAGGGUAUUACGAGAUAUUCAACGAGCUGGCCAAGAGCCAGAAGAAAUAAUACAUCAAGUUUCUGAAACGGUUUAUCCAAUGUAUAAAGCUUUUAUUGAGCCAGAUCUUCAGACCGCCCAUAUAAGAAUUAUUAACAAAUUCAAUCCCUUUACUGGUUUCCAGAAUCCUACUUACAUUCUUAAGUCAACGAAAGCAGUAGCUGUGGAUCAAAUUAAGGCUGUUAUAUCUGAAAAUCACAAGGAGUCUACUGAGGAAACUUAUGACAUUUAUCUUCUACCUCCUGGUGAAGAUCCUGAAGUGUGUCAAUCCUAUCUGAGGAUGAGGAAUAGGGAUGGAAAAUACAAUCUCAUGUUUGAGGAGUGGGUUACAGAUAUUCCAUUCAUAAUUUCACCUAGAAUAACUUUCGAAGUUAGUGUGCGCCUUCUUGGAGGGCUUAUGGCACUUGGAUACACAAUUGCAACUAUACUUAAAAGAAGCAGCCACAUAUUCUCUGAUGAUAAGGUGUGUAUAAAGAUCGAUUGGUUGGAGCAACUUAACCGAAAAUACAUUCAGGUGCAAGGAAAAGAUCGGGUGCAUGUUAAAUGCGUUGCUGAGCAGUUGGGUUUGGAUGGUUCCUAUAUCCCUCGAACUUAUAUUGAACAGAUACAGUUAGAGAAGCUUGUUAAUGAUGUUAUGGCCUUGCCAGAUGAUUUAAAAACCAAACUCAGCAUAGACGAUGAGUCACUUUCAAGUCCAAAGGAGGCACUUUCCCGAGCUUCUGCAGAUAGGAGAAAUAAGUACCUUAACCGUGGCUUAUCACAAUCAUUUUCAAAUCGGAGGGACAAGACCUUGUCAAAGCUUACAAAGCUUGCUGUUAAUAAUAGGAGAUUUGAUGUGAGGGCUCCAGAUUCCCCUGCAGUAGUCUCUAACCAGGGAGCUAUUACUCAACUUUCAGAACAAAUUUCUACCCUCAGUGAGAGAAUGGAUGAAUUCACAACUCGAAUUGAAGAGCUGAACUCCAAGAUAUGUACCAGAAAAGUUUCUGCUAGUCAGCAAAACUUGGUUUCACAAUCCGAUGCGUGUAACAACGGCUCUGGGGCAACUUCAAUUUUCAUAUCCGGCUUGAGCAAUGGUGCCUUAACCGGAUCGCUACUCCCUCAUUCUUCAUCGUCCUCCCAAUUAGCCAAGGAGUCUCCCUUGCUAGAAGAGAUACAAAACAUACAACGAGCGCAACGUCAGAUUAUUCUCCAAGUUGACAAUUUGAGCAAUCUUCUCCGAGAGCACUCGAGUGAAAGGAGUCGUCGGGAAAAAGAUGAGGGGAGGUGGAGGAUUACUGAUCUUGGAUCCAUCAGCACCCCAGUUUUGCUAACACUUGCAAUUGGUAGUGUAGGUUUACUCUUGUUCAAGAGCAUGACUUCUCGUAAAUAAUUCGAUAUGAUUGACACAGAUUGGUUUGAAAAUGAUGACAAAUUCUGUAUAA
Messenger RNA from Cucumis melo (muskmelon), 2709 nucleotides. RefSeq names its product inorganic pyrophosphatase TTM1. Gene Ontology annotation, cellular component: cytoplasm. Bases 669 to 2657 code for a protein of 662 amino acids. The record is from RefSeq and is a predicted model, not a curated record. Lineage: Eukaryota; Viridiplantae; Streptophyta; Magnoliopsida; Cucurbitales; Cucurbitaceae. Gene Ontology annotation, molecular function: kinase activity; ATP binding. The transcript has 12 exons.